GGAUGCUGCUCCAGCAUCAGUUCAUCAGCAUCACAUCGCUCCUUCAGUCAUUACCGGGGCUUUUCUCUUUUUAAAAAAUGUACACAACUUCAUUUUUUUCCAUAAAUGCCUUUUAUUGACCAUCGUAUUGAAAGAGUCGGGUUGAGUGACUCGGCUGCUGUCUGUACGUGUGUGUGGCUGGGAGGCAAGUCCAUGGGGAACGUACCUUCGACCAUCAAAGAAUGUCUGAGUACCGGGGCGAAGAUGGACUGGUUCUCCAUUGGAGACACCUCCGUCCCAUUAGGGCUACAGAACAAUACAACACCAGCCCUUCCUGAAUUUGUAAAGAUCGUUGAGGUUGGACCUAGGGAUGGCCUCCAGAAUGAGAAGGUGAUUGUACCAACAGAAGUAAAAAUCAAGUUGAUCAACCUUCUAUCAGAAACAGGAUUAUCUGUCAUUGAAGCCACCAGUUUUGUCCCUCCAAAAUGGAUGCCCCAGUUGGCAGAUCACACAGAAGUCAUGCAAGGAAUAAAGAAAUUCCCACAAGUACGUUAUCCUGUAUUAACACCAAAUCUCCAUGGCUUUCAUGACGCUAUUGCAGCAGGAGCAAAAGAAGUGGCCAUUUUUGGAGCAGCCUCUGAAACGUUCAGUCAGGUGAACACAAAUUGUUCCAUUGAGGAAAGUAUGCAACGGUUUGAGGAAGUUAUCAGUUCAGCGAAAGAUGGCAACAUUCCAGUUCGAGGGUAUGUUUCCUGCGCAAUAGGAUGUCCUUAUGAAGGAAGCAUUGCACCAGCUAAGGUUGUAGAGGUGGCUAAAAGAAUGUACAGUCUGGGCUGCUAUGAGAUAUCACUGGGUGACACAACUGGUGUCGGAACUCCGGGAAAUGUGAAGAAAAUGCUGGAAGCAGUGAUGAAAGAAAUCCCUAAAAGUGCCCUUGCCAUUCAUUGCCAUGACACAUAUGGCCAAGCUGUGGCUAAUGUCUUUGUAGCAUUACAGAUGGGAAUCAAUGUUGUGGAUUGCUCUGUGGCUGGACUUGGUGGUUGCCCUUAUGCUAAUGGAGCUUCUGGAAAUGUUUCAACAGAAGAUGUUGUGUACAUGCUGAGUGGCUUGGGUAUUCAGACGGGAAUAGAUUUAUGCAAGUUAAUGGAAGCUGGCCACUUUAUCUGUAACGCACUGAACAGGAAGACCAACUCAAAAGUAGCUCAGGCAUGUUACAAGCCAUGAUAUGGAUCCGUGAUAUGGAGUUCAAUAGACAUUCCUUGCUGCAAGUACUUAAGCCAUAAUAUUUAAUGUGACUAUUAAAUUCAAAGUUGCACUGAAGCACUUGAAAUAAUGCCAGGUGCCACGGUAGGAAAUCUCAUGCUCUGCACUUGUAUGAACAUAGUCAGAUGAACCGUGAGCGAAUGAACCACUUCUAUUUAAUGCCAGCAGUAAGCAGUUACCUGUUGUGAUACAGCUUUCUUCUGCCAGUCAAGCUUAUCAAGGGACAAUGACAGAGUCUGAAACACAAGAAACAAAGUUUGAAAAUUCUGUCUCCCACAACUCAAUCACUCCUCAUCUAAAUAGUUUCUCUUUCACCAAGACAAACAAUAACGUGUCACAUUCCAUUUACUCACCAUCUCUGUGGGGAUGAACAUUCAGCCACACAGAUACCGCUCACUAUCUUUAUGAUCUGACCUUAGUUUUGAUACUAUGUCAUCCUCUCGAUCCACAGGGGUUUUGAUACAAACAAUAUUAGAAACAGAAUGAAGCGACGUAGCAAAUAUUGGCUUUGAAAUUAAACUCUGGGAGCAUCAUGAUCAACCACGAAGGUUUCACCUGGUGUGAAGAUUUACUAGAUAUAAUAUCAAAUCAGAGCAUCAGAGAACUGGGCUUCAUCAAUGUGUGCCUCAUAUUUACUGACAUUUUUCAUGUCAGAACUUCCUAAACUUUCUACAUCACAGCAGAUUUCAGUAUUAACAUUCCCUUGACUGAGAUUGUUCUCUGUGCACAUUUUAUUUAGGUUUCAGGAAGUUUCUUAACUUCAACAAACCUCUUUACUGAAAGAGUUGGCUAUCAACACAGUUUAAAAAUAUAGAAUCCUUCAUUCCAUGUCAAACAUCAAUGGGGCAAGUUGCAGGAGAACCUCUAGAGUAGAGACUGGGCCAGGAGUGUCAUCUUUAUUAGCAACCAACUUGGGAAUGCAAUCUGUUUUGCUUGAAUUCACUAGGUCACAUGUCAAACAUUAGGAAGAUUGUAUGAUUAGUCAGUUUUCAGUUGCAUCUAGAGUUUAGGAGACUGACCUUGAUUUCUAGUCUAUCCUAUGCUCAAAGAUGAUGUCCAGUGCAGAGUGCUGUAUGUGGCCAUGAAGGUGAGCACUGUGUACAAUCUAUUUUUUUUUAUUCUGUGGCACAAAGGAAGGUUGCAAUUUACCAUUCAUUUGCCAAUGUGAUUGAUGCAACUUAUUAAAGGGAAGCUAUAUUUGUCAGCUUUGUCAUUACAGCAGAUCAACAGUGAGGAAAGACCAUCCAUCAGAUUGAAGCUGUUGGUUUCCAGAGUUAUUUAACAGUAUCCAGGUUGCUCUGAGGUCCUAUAGAACCCAUUCCCCUCCUUGGCGCCACAGAACCUUCAGCAUUUCAAAACAUGACUGCAGGCAGGGCAUUCCAAGUGGCGAUGGCCAUUAGAUUAGAUUAGAUUCCCUACAGUGUGGAAACAGGCC
Messenger RNA from Chiloscyllium plagiosum (whitespotted bambooshark), 2677 nucleotides. RefSeq names its product 3-hydroxymethyl-3-methylglutaryl-CoA lyase like 1 (gene hmgcll1). Gene Ontology annotation, molecular function: hydroxymethylglutaryl-CoA lyase activity. Gene Ontology annotation, cellular component: endoplasmic reticulum; cytosol. Gene Ontology annotation, biological process: L-leucine catabolic process; ketone body biosynthetic process. Lineage: Eukaryota; Metazoa; Chordata; Chondrichthyes; Orectolobiformes; Hemiscylliidae. The record is from RefSeq and is a predicted model, not a curated record.